Messenger RNA from Erythranthe guttata (spotted monkey flower), 1208 nucleotides. Its product is annotated as alpha amino-terminal protein methyltransferase. Gene Ontology annotation, molecular function: methyltransferase activity. Lineage: Eukaryota; Viridiplantae; Streptophyta; Magnoliopsida; Lamiales; Phrymaceae. The record is from RefSeq and is a predicted model, not a curated record. Gene Ontology annotation, biological process: N-terminal protein amino acid methylation. Gene Ontology annotation, cellular component: cytoplasm.
GUAGGCCAAAGGCGGAGGAGCAGGCUAACGGGCUAAAGGCCCAUACAGAUUGUAAAGCUUCACUCCAAAUUGGGUUUUUGAGGUUUUCGUAAUGGUACCACCAAAUAAUGCUGUGAAUCAGAAUGUACAACCACCUUCUGCACAAUACCCUUUUCAACGUAGUUCCGCCCAGUCGCCCGUUACCACCGCACUCUAAUUCGGAAAAUUCGCUAGUGAGAGUGAGAGUGAAACCCCUGAGCUGCCUCCAGAUGGACGGCUGCGGAUUGGACUCCGAUGGCCGUCAAUUCAAAAACGCGGAGGAGAUGUGGCGGGAAGAGGUGGGGGACGGCGACCCCCUGAAGAAAUCCCAGUGGUACUCCGACGGCGUCGGCUAUUGGCAGGCUGUUGAAGCAACGGUGGACGGAGUUCUGGGAGGGUAUGCGCAUGUGAACGAACCUGAUAUUGAGGGUAGUGAGGCAUUUUUGAAUUCCGUUUUGGCCGAAAGAUUUCCCGAUGCCGGCAGAGGAAGGCGUCUUGUUGCUCUUGAUUGUGGCUCGGGGAUAGGACGAGUCACCAAGAACCUUCUCAUAAGAUAUUUUAACGAGGUUGACCUUCUUGAACCCGUUUCACAUUUUCUAGAUACUGCCCGCGUAAAUUUGGCAUCAGAAAAUUUGAUGGUCACAGAGGAGUAUAAGGCUGUCAACUUCUUUUGUAUCCCGCUUCAGGAAUUCACUCCAGAGGCAGAAAGGUAUGAUAUUAUUUGGGUUCAGUGGUGUAUCGGACAUCUUUCAGAUGACGACUUCGUGUCGUUCUUCCAGAGAGCAAAGGCUGGUCUGAGACCCGGUGGACUUUUUGUUUUGAAAGAGAACAUUGCAAAAAGUGGUUUUGUUCUGGAUAAACAAGACAGAAGCAUUACACGAUCGGACUUGUACUUCAAGCAGCUAUUUAAUAAAUGUGGACUGCAUGUUUAUAAAAUGAAGGAUCAAAAAGGAUUUCCUGAUGAAUUAUUCGCGGUAAAGAUGUACGCAUUGACAACCGAGUUGCCAACAAAGCGAGUCACAACUGAGUUGCCAAAGAGAGUCAACAGUUCCAGAUCUAAAAGACAUGUAAACAGACCUGCCAUCAUCAAAUGAGAUUUGUUCACUCUCAAUUACUUUUUCAGCUCAGUCAGUUAAUUACAGAUUUUUGUGUGUAUUCUUACAAUAUAAACUUUGAUUUUUUUUUUUUUA